Molecule: messenger RNA, 2030 nt
Organism: Branchiostoma floridae (Florida lancelet)
Lineage: Eukaryota; Metazoa; Chordata; Leptocardii; Amphioxiformes; Branchiostomatidae
Product: glutamine synthetase-like
Exons: 6
Coding region: 142-1254 (370 amino acids)
Cellular component (GO): cytoplasm
Molecular function (GO): glutamine synthetase activity
Source: RefSeq, a predicted model, not a curated record
CCUGACCAAUCAGGGCCGAGCAUGAUCGGGCGUGUUCACGUGAACAGCACACACUAGGUUUUCUUCCAUUCCCCGGUGUGAUUCAUUCCAAGUCUGACUGCGAGCGGAGUAGCACCCUAACAACAAAACACAAUCAACAAGAUGGCGUUAUCACUGACACCUUCGGCUGCCACGGAUAAGUCGGUCCUAGACCGCUACAUGAAGCUUGACCAGGGUGACCGGGUCCAGGCCAUGUAUGUGUGGAUUGAUGGCAGUGGAGAAGGACUGCGUGGAAAAACAAGAACCCUAGAAACAGAGCCCAAAGAUAUCAAAGAACUUCCAACCUGGAACUUUGACGGCUCGAGCACCGGCCAGGCUGAGGGCUCCAACAGUGACAUGUACCUGAAGCCCGUGGCCAUGUUCAGGGAUCCCUUCCGUCUGGGGAAGAACAAGCUGGUGUUGUGCGAGGUCUUCAAGUACGACUGGAGGCCGGCCGAGACCAACCACCGCCUGAAGUGCAACGAGGCCCACCAGGCUUCGGUGGACUCCCACCCGUGGUACGGAAUCGAGCAGGAGUACACCCUUCUGGACCACGAUGGACAUCCCUUCGGCUGGCCCAAGCAAGGAUUCCCCGGCCCCCAGGGACCCUACUACUGCGGUGUUGGUGCCAACAAGGUGUAUGGCCGUGACAUCGUGGAGGCGCAUUACCGGGCCUGCCUGUACGCUGGGGUCAAGAUCGCCGGCAGCAACGCUGAGGUCAUGCCUGCUCAGUGGGAGUUCCAAGUUGGGCCGUGUGAGGGGAUUGACAUGGGCGACCACCUGUGGAUGGCCCGCUACAUCCUGCACCGCGUGGCCGAGGACUUCGGCGUCAUCGUCACCUUUGACCCCAAGCCCAUGGUGGGAGACUGGAACGGCGCCGGUGCCCACACCAACUUCUCUACAAUUGGCAUGAGGAACCCCGGUGGCAUCAAGGACAUUGAAGACGCCAUCGAGAGAUUGUCCCACAGACAUGCGUACCACAUCGCCAUGUACGAUCCCAAGCAGGGUGCCGACAACGCUCGCCGUCUGACCGGUCUACACGAGACCUCCAGCAUCCACGACUUCUCCGCCGGAGUGGCCAACCGCGGCGCCAGCAUCAGAAUACCCCGCCACGUGGGCGAGGAUGGCUGCGGUUACCUAGAGGACCGCCGCCCCUCGUCCAACUGCGACCCGUACCUCGUAACAGAAGCGAUCGUGCGUACAGUCGUCCUGGGGGAGACAGAUAAGAAGCAGUAAACGGUUCAGUGUUAGGAACAUUAUAAAAGCUAUCUCCAAUCAUGUCACCAGUAUUUUUAGAAAAAAGAUCACUGUAAGAACAUUCACCUGGUCAACAAUGUGGGAUUUUGAACAGCCCAAUUGAAGUUAAGGUUUUGAUUUAACGGGUACAGAAUUGUUUUGAAGGCCACAACACUCAAAGUGUCUAUUUUACCUUUACGAAAGUUGAAAUGGGACCAGAAAAUGUGUGUUCAUAGGAGAGUAAGAAGAAAGGGGAAUAUCUUGUAAAUAUUGUUCUGGGUUGGGAGAUCGCAAAAAACUUGUAAGUAGGCCAUGUACAUUACCUCAGAUUGACAAUUUGCAGGGGGGCUAUGUGUUUGUUGUCAACUGUAUAUCAUCCAAAGAUGACCUUUCAAGGUCCACUGAAUAACUGUACACUUGGGAACUACUGUUAAUGUAUGGCAGUCUGUAUUGAGUACAAAAUAUAUUUGUGUAGCGGUAAUUCUUGAGUGUAUCACCUUUAUACUGCAGUCUGGCAUGUCCAGAACAUUGACUCUAUAGAACUGUUGCUACUUCCUGCAAAUCCAAAAAAGGUACUGCAUUGCUAGGAAGUUAAGCUGGGGUUUUACUAUGUUAAGCAAUGAAGAUUCAUAUAGCAAUUGUGUAUCCAAGUUUGGCUUUGCCAUUCUGCAUCUGGCUCUACAGUUUUGCGUAUUUAUUUUACUAUGUGUAGGAUAGUUUUACUUUCCGACAAGUCAUUUGAUUGAACUCUGAAAUAAACAGUUGAAACAAAAAGA